This is a messenger RNA of Tachysurus fulvidraco (yellow catfish), 1373 nucleotides long. It is a transcript of the gene hsh2d, whose product is annotated as hematopoietic SH2 domain containing. Gene Ontology annotation, cellular component: cytoplasm. NCBI's taxonomy places the organism in Eukaryota, Metazoa, Chordata, Actinopteri, Siluriformes, Bagridae. The coding region runs from base 338 to 1219 and encodes 293 amino acids. The transcript is spliced from 6 exons. The record is from RefSeq and is a predicted model, not a curated record.
GGGCUUGAGAGAGAAACUCACCUGGUAGUUGAACCACUGUGACAAACUAAAUCCUGCUGCUCUGUUUCCGGAAACGCGAGGACGCAGAGGACAAACAACACAACAGCCACAUGUUCACUGGUGCUUGGAUGUGUUGACGCUAACAUACAUCUGAGGAAGCUGUAAAAUGAUGUGUGUGAUGUCGAGGUGAGAAGCUCGAGCACUCGGACAGGUGUGUUUCAAGCAGGGUACAGAUUGUAAGCCGAGUCAUGGCUGAAGCGAUACCACCCAACCCAGUCAUCCCCUGGUUCACUGAGUACCAGAAGAACCACAUCGUGAAGGAUGGAGUCAUUCCGAAAUGGUUCCAUGGCACCAUCUCCAGGAAUAUCUGCACAUGUUCCACAGGCAGGCAGAGGAAAUGCUCAUGACCAAACCUCCAGGCUACUUCCUGAUUCGUGUCAGUGAGAGCAGAAUAGGAUACACCUUGUCCUACAGAGCUGGUGAACUCUGUAGACACUUUAUGAUCGACAUGCUUCCAGGAAACCAGUGUGAGAUUGUAGGUGAGAAUAUGCGGCAUUGCUCUCUCCAUGAUCUGGUAGCCUUCCACAGCAGAACUCCAAUUUGUCCCUACACUGAGCUCCUCACACUAGCCUGUGAUCAGGCUGGUCAAAAUAUUCCAGAAGCCACACUUCCCAGCCUGCCAGCACGCCGUAGGGUGUCUCAUCCACCAGUUCCACACCAGAACCUAAGCAACUUGUCAGACAUUUCAGGAAGCCGAAGCCUCUAUCCCAGCCUAGAACGGGAGCUUAGUGCUCUCAACUUGGAUUGUGUGGGAUUUCCGCUAAACCCUUCACUGACGCCAAAAACAAAAUUCAUCCUCACACCACAAGACAUUACCACCAGAUGGCACUCUGCACAUAAUAAAACCACCACUGGAGGAGAACAAACUACAGGUUUACAGACAGCUUGCAACCAGGGAAAAUCACAAGAUAAAGUGCUGCAAAAAAAUCAGGCAGAGUCAAAGCACACUCGCAUAAGACUGAUUCAGUGCAAGAUCUUCAAGAAGAAGAAAAACCAUUCAGAGGAGCACACGUACAUGGAUAUCGAUGAAAUUAAAGCCACAACUGAUCCUGCAGCAUUGCAGAUAGACACAAACACAAACCAGGAAGAGAUGGAUAAAGUUUCUGGUACAUUACCAGUAGAAUACCUAAAUCCUCCCCCGUUUGCUCCUGGCUACUGAAACAUAAGCAUCACAGACAUUUACUAUAGUUUAUUGUUUUGCAAAAUGUUUAUUGUUUUCCUAUAAUGUUCUCUGGAAUAAUAUUCAUGUACACCCGUGCUGAAUGCUCAAUUAUGAUUGGAUAGAAGGUGUUUAUUAAACUUGUAUAACAUCA